Messenger RNA from Amphimedon queenslandica, 582 nucleotides. RefSeq names its product RNA-binding protein 8A-like. Gene Ontology annotation, biological process: RNA processing. The transcript is spliced from 2 exons. Gene Ontology annotation, molecular function: mRNA binding. Lineage: Eukaryota; Metazoa; Porifera; Demospongiae; Haplosclerida; Niphatidae. The record is from RefSeq and is a predicted model, not a curated record. The coding region runs from base 34 to 498 and encodes 154 amino acids. Gene Ontology annotation, cellular component: cytoplasm; nucleus.
ACGCCCCCGCAAUACACGUUUUAUGAAAACAAAAUGGCGGGAAUUGGGGAGGACUAUGCUAUGGAAGACGGUUCCGUUGAAAAGGUCAAGUCUUCUGCUAAAGUGAGGAAAGGGAGAGGAUUCGGAGAUAAAGACAGAGAUUAUGAGAAGCUCCAGUACGAAUCCAUCGACUCCAGUGAAGGACCAGGGCCCAUGAGGUCAAUUGAAGGUUGGAUACUUUUUGUCACUGGUGUAAAUGAGGAGGCUCAAGAAGAUGAGUUAAUGGACAAAUUUGCAGAAUAUGGAGAAGUCAAAAACAUGCAUGUAAAUUUGGAUCGCAGGACUGGUUUUUUAAAGGGAUACACUCUUGUGGAAUAUGAAACCUAUAGAGAGGCUCAGCAGGCUAUUAAUGCUUUGAAUGGUGCUGAGUUUUUAGGUCAGAUGUUAAAAGUUGACUGGGCAUUUAUCAAGCAUCCAAAGACAGGAGUUGGAAGGAGGCUCUCCAGUGGGUUACGAUAACUUCAUGGUACUAUUCAGUUACUUGUUCUCUUGAUUCUAAUUGAACAUAAUUUUCAGAGAGCAAAAAAUUAUUUUUAAUAACAA